Molecule: messenger RNA, 460 nt
Organism: Porites lobata
Lineage: Eukaryota; Metazoa; Cnidaria; Anthozoa; Scleractinia; Poritidae
Source: the annotation of a GenBank genome assembly
AUGGUCUACAAGUCCUUAAACGGCCUCGCACCGAAUUAUUUGUCCUCGAAAUUCAUUCAACGGAGUGAUGUGAUUACUUCUUACAAUUUGCGCGAUUCUGAUAAUAAGCUUGCAAUACCAUUGCCACGUACUAACCGUUACAAAAAUAGCUUUGCCUAAAGUGGUGCAGUCCUCUGGAACAGUCUACUCUCAGCUGCUAGGCAAGCAACAUCUCUGACUAAUUUCCGACGAUUCUUAAUUAAUUCCGACACGGCAUUCGUGUAAAUCAGGCUUUAAUUUAGUUUACUUUUCCUUAAUAGUUAGCAAUAUUUUAAAUUAUAGAAGAUUAAUCUGUAUACAUAGUUUCGUAUUUAAGUUGUAGCUUUAUAUUAAAUUGUUAAUGCCUGAUGUAUUUACCGUGUUUUUAAAUAAAGAUUAUGAUGAUGAUGAUGAUGAUGAUGAUGAUGAUGAUGAUGAUGAU